Molecule: messenger RNA, 2626 nt
Organism: Paramecium primaurelia
Lineage: Eukaryota; Ciliophora; Oligohymenophorea; Peniculida; Parameciidae
Source: the annotation of a GenBank genome assembly
AUGUAAGGUUAACCCAUACCAUUCAUUGAGUUAAAGGAAACUUAAACUAAAGAAGGAUUGGAAACUAUUUUUGAAAUACACCCUUAGGCAAUUAAAAUGUUGCAAUCAAUUGCUGACAGAAAAGUAUUCACUUUUAAUGGGAUAUUUAGGUAGCUGUUCUUACAAUUGCAGGUCCACAAAGAACAGGAAAAUCAUUUUUAGCUAAUAGAGUAUUAAAAAGAUAAAAGGGAUUUGCAGUUGGACCAACUACUAUGCCAUGUACAAAAGGUAUUUGGUUAUGGAGCUAACCUAUUCCAUUAAAUGAAAAUACUUCAAUUUUAUUGAUGGAUACAGAAGGAUUAAAUUCAGUCUAAAGAGACUUGGGAGUUGAUACUAAAAUUUUCUCAAUAUCUCUAUUGCUGUCUUCAAUGUUUGUAUUUAAUCAAUUGGGUCAUAUUGAUGAACAGUCAAUAGAAAAUCUCUCUCUCGUUAUUAAAUUAAGUGAGAACAUCAGUGUAGGAUCAGAGGAUAAAAGUUUAAGUUAAUUUUUUCCAACAUUCCUUUGGGUUUUGAGAGAUUUCUCACUAGACUUAAGAGGACGUACUCCAAGUGAAUAUUUGGAAUUUGCACUUUAAGAUCAAUCUAAUCCAGGUCCAGAUGGAGAGAGAAAAAAUCUUAUUAGAAGAAAGAUUAGAGAGUAUUUUAAAUUUAGAGAUUGCAUAUGUAUGGUGAGACCUAUUUAGGAUGAAAGAAGACUUGCUAGAGUUGAAGAAGAAGAUUGGAAUGCUUUAAGACCAGAAUUCAUUGCUGCAGUAUAUGAUUUUGAAAAAAGAGUAUCCAAAAAUAUCCCUCCAAAAUAAAUUAAUGGAGUUACUUUAACUGCUGAAAUGUUUUUGAAACUUUCUCUUGAAUAUGUUGAUGCUAUUAAUUCUGGAGGAAUUCCAUAAAUUUUAUCUAGUUUAGAUAGAGUCAUUUAAUAAGAAGCGAGAAAUCUUUUGGAAGAACUUAAAAGUCAAUUUUCUAAGAGUUAUUAAGAUGCUUUGUCAAAAUUAAAAGCUCCAUUUGAAGAUGAAGAAUUGAUUUAAUUAAAUAAAUAAAUUUAAGCUGAAAUCUUUUAAAAGUUAGAUUAAAAAUCAAAGGAAAUAAUAGACAAUUCUAAAAUUAUUAGUAUGAAAAAAGAAUUACAUGAUAUGAUGUCUCAAGAUUUGUAAACAAGAUUAGAAAUUAAUAAAGAAUAAUCAACUACUGUUGCUAAUUAGAUCUUAUAGAAAUUCUUUAACACUUUUUAAGUACCAGUCUUAGACAAUGUUGAUAGCAUAAAAUCAUCUCUAUUAGUAGAUUAAUUUCAAAUUUAUAGUCGCUUUUUUAAAUAUUAUAUGGAAAAUGUUAAAGGACAUUAAAAAUACAAACAUUUCUCAGAAAAAGUGCCUUCAUUUUUAUUUAGUCAUUUUGAAAAGUUAAUAUUAAAUGUUUAAAAAGUUUAUAUAGAAGAAAAUAAUUAAACUAAAAAGUAUCUAGUUUAAGCUAGAGAAGGUGAAGAAAGAUUAAGAAAAACUAUUGCAAAUUAAGAAAGCUUAUUAUAUGAAAUAUAAAAGGAAAGAGAUUAGUUAAAGUAUGAAAUAGAAAAUUGGAGUAGAGAAACAAAUAAAUAAGAAAAAAUUAAAAGUCUUGAAUUAGAAGCUUGUUAAGCCAAGGUAAUGUAAUUAACGUAGGAAUUGCAAAAUAAAAAAGAAAAAAAUCAAAAAUUAAAAUUAGAUUUUUAAAAUUUAUAAGAUCAACUUCAAAGAGUCAGAAAUGAACUUAAUGGAAAAAGAGUUGAAUGUUAAUAAUUAUUAAAACGAAUGAGUGAUGAUAAUUAAUCCUUCAGAGAACCAGGAGAAGAGGUAAAUAAUUAUUUAAUUAUUAGAUCUCCAAUGAUUUAGUUUUAUAAUAUAAGGAUAUGAAAUAAUAAGCUAAUUAAAUGAAUGACUUUUUUAAAAGAAGAGCUAUGGAUCAUUCACAAUAAAGCAUAUUUAUUUAAGAGAUUUCUAAAUUAUAAUAAGAUAAAUUUAAUGAAAUAAUAAAACUUAGAGAAGAUUAUAAAUAAAAAAAGUUAAAAAUGAAAGAAGAUUUAGAGCAAGAAAAGUAUUUAUAUUUUGUAUUUAGAAAAUCUUUGAAAAAUAAUUUAGAACAUUUUAUAAAGUAAAAUGAAGAAUUAAAAGCAAAAAAUAUGACAUAUUAUGAAAAAUAUGAAUAAGCCCAAAAAAAUUAAUAACAUCUUAAGGUAUUUUAUUGAUAUAUUUUUGGAUAGUAAAUUUAAUCUGAAAACCAAAGAUUAGCUUAAAGACUGGAAGAAAAAUCAGAAAAUUUAGAUAUGCAUAUAUAAGUUAUUGAAAAUUUCACUAAAGAUAUCGAAAAACUAACUGGUAUAAGAGAAGAUUUGGAAUAAAAACUUGCAUUUAUGAAUUCUGAAAAAAGUUAAUUGAUUUCAUUUAAAGAGAGCUUUCCGUAUAUACUAAAAGGUAAUAUAUUAAUUAUUAUAUUGAAAGAGGCUUUGAAAUGGGUCUUAAAAUAAAAUUCAAAAAUAAAACAUGCUAUGAAAUCAGUAGGUGAAGAAGAAUAAAAAAUAAUUCGAGAUUGUUUUCAUGAAGUUGGUAUAAAUGUGUGA